AUCAGUCCUCGGAAAUACAAUUAUAAUUGUUAAGUAGUUCAUUUGAUAUUUUAAUUCACUGUGGAUGUUAGUUCGUACAAAAAUGAAAAUGACAAACGUAUCGAAUAUUGCAAAAAUUUCAGUGGAAAAACAUGAAAGUAAGGAACAGUUUUUAUAUGAUUUAGACAAAAAUAUGCCAUUGUGUGAAUUGGUUAAAGAUAUUUGCAAACGUAGUGGAUUGCCCGUUUCGACUGUGUAUGGUUUGAAAUUGAUCCAAAUAAAAAAUGACCCUGUAAAUCCUGUGAUAGACUCUUACGUAUCUGAGAAGAACCUAAAGAACAUUCAACAUAAUGACUGUUUGAAGAUAGUAUUUUCAAUUGACUAUUUACUAAGAGACAGGAUAAUCCCCCAUAUUGAUGAAACUGGAAGCCUAGAAAGGGAAAUAUGUUAUGAGGCCUUAAAUAAAUUGUGCUAUGAUCCUGUAUUCAUCGAGGAACUAGUUGAAUCGGAAAACCAUCACAAGUUAAUCAAAACAUUCGUAAAUGAUGAAGAACUCAAAGAAAAUGAACUGAAGGCCUUGUUGGCAACAAUUUGUCAUCUAUUUCAAAAAGGUUUCAUUACUGACACUUCACACAAUUUUCUUCAAAAAACGAUCAAAAUAAUCAAGAAAGAUGUAGACAAUGACUCAAGAGAUCAUGUAAAAUAUGCACUAGCAAUUUUACAUAAAAUCCUUAUUCAGAAAGAUCCUACAUUCCUCAGAUGGAAAGAACAGAUAAUAAAAGAAGUACCCAUUACCUGUAUCACUCCUUAUUUUCUAAAUAGAAGUGCGGUGGGAAAACGUCUACAAUAUGGUGCUCUCCUUUUGAUAAAUACCAUCAUAAGGUUGUGUAAAGGAGACCAAAAGAAACAGUUGAUUAAAGAAAUGAACUUGGCCAAGAACAGGGAAAACAUUUAUAAAUAUAUAAUUGAGCCGGGAGAAUUGGAUAAGGAUAUGCAACAUGAGUUAUAUGUUAUUCAGACCUACUUGCUAAGUUUAUAUGACGAAGCUAUGAAAAGUGAAGUUAGUCUUACCGACAACAACGUGUUCAAAAGAGAAGAAUUUGAACUAGAAGAAGGUGAUAUCAAGAGGGUCACGGUGCUAAUGGAUUUUGAUGAAGUUGACAUAUCAAACAAAAGUUCAACAGUUGAAACAAUGUUGGCGUAUAGCCAGCCUGAGAGGUGGUCUUUAGCCUCUCUAAUGAGUGACAAAAGUCAGAGUUCAAGAAAGUCAUCAUUUGCGUAUAGCUCGAAAUCAAGAAAUGCAAGUAUCUACCUUGAUUAUGAAAUGUCAUCAAUUAGCUACUUGACGUUAGAAGCUUUGCGACACUUUAAAUCCACCCAUAAAAAAAACUUUUAUCAGUCUCAAAUUGAAGAAAAAGUUUAUGAACCAGGAAUAUUCGUUACAAGUGAAAGGGUAGUUAAAAUGCUCGCUAAAUUAUUAGAUAUUGGGUUAGAUCCACCGGACUCUAAAAGUGUAUUUUAUCAACCAAUUGUAUUCAAUACUUCCCCAAGACAGCCAUUUUUCCUAGAACUCUUUUCUAGAACUAUGUGGUUGUUAUCCAAAACGAGAAGAGAAAUGAAGGUUUCAACAAUAGAAGAUUAUUCAAAAGUAAUGAACGUUUUACAAAAACAAGUCAAAAUAGUACUAACUAAAAGACCAAUGACUAUAAAGAUAUUAACUGAUGAAAUAAAAGAGAUAAAUUUUACGACGGUUUCGGAACACUGGCAGGUGUAAAUCUCCUUUACUGGCUUUCUCCAUUUUGAUAAACUAUACAGAAAAACAAUGGCAUUUCAUAGCGAAGGAUGAGUGCACGGCAUGUUAUUGGAUAGAUGCUUUUCAUAUACUGACAGGCAACCCUAAAAGAAGUAACCGCUACAAGAAAGAGUUGGAAGAACUGGUGGAAAUGGACUUGAGACUGAAGAUUAUUGAAUUACAAAAUAUUUCAAUUCCAAAGAAUCCUCCACCCUUGCCACCUCUUCCUAAACCUCUUGUUCCACCCAAACCUCCAGCUUUAUCUGAACAUCUAAAGAAAAAGAUGGCAAGAUGAGUAUGUUCAAAUAACCAGUGUAUUCAUGACAUGGGAAAGAAGUUUGUAAAAACAAGUUGUAAACUAUGAAAUAUAUCAAUAAAAAUAAUUUGAGAA
Messenger RNA from Leptinotarsa decemlineata (Colorado potato beetle), 2162 nucleotides. Its product is annotated as engulfment and cell motility protein 2. The record is from RefSeq and is a predicted model, not a curated record. NCBI's taxonomy places the organism in Eukaryota, Metazoa, Arthropoda, Insecta, Coleoptera, Chrysomelidae.